AACGGACCCAGCAUCUCGCAGCUCAGCGGGAUCUGCUGGACGGCGGCGUUCGGGUGGAAGAUGGCGGAGAGAAGCGAACAGAGCGGCUCCAGCUGAGCAGCAGCGGCCCCUAAAAACAGAGCAGGUUCCUGAAGCAGGCGGAGGACCGCAGCAGCAGCAUGAGCCGCCGGGAAGCAGGCGUCCGGGAGCCGGUGCAGGAGAGGGGCCCCUCUUGGCCCCUGCCCUCAGGCCAUGUGCUGGGAUCUGGAGCUGUCUGGUUCCCCGGUGUGUUUGAUCAGCAUGGCUGCCCUCUGGUCAUAUUCCCAGUGGAAGAUCAGGACAGGCUUCUGGAGCUCUGCAAAGAAGAAGUGGUGGAUUUUAUAAACCAUUUCCAUUCCCUUCUCUAUAAGAAGCAGGAAAAGCAGAGUUUGGUGUCAGUGGUGGCUGAUCUGAGGCAGGCAUCUCCUCGGACCAUCAGGCUCAUCACAGACACUCUGCUUCUCCUUCAGGAGCACAAGCGAACAGUCCACAGUGUUUACAUCAUUCAGCCCAAAAGGAAGGAUGUGGCAAAGCUGCUGAUGAAACUUCUGGUUCCAUCCAAGUCCUGCUCAACCUCUUCCAGUAAUGUGCUUCUGAAAGACAUCCCAGAGCUAUGGAACUACAUUGACCGGAGCCAGCUGCCUGCCUCUCUGGGCGGAUAUUUUCUAUACUGCCACAAGAGUUGGGUUAGCUUUAUUAAGGAGAUCGAUGCCUUUGAUAAAGAGUUCCUUAGCGUGGUGGAGCGUCUGCCUUCAUGCAUUGCCACUCUGCAGGCUCUGUCCCGGCUGCCCCUGCCCUCCACCUUCGACCAGCUGCAGCACUUCUGCAGCACAAACGAAGCAAAGUUCCUGCAGCUCAGAAGGGAUCUGGGUCUGGAUGAGCUUUUAAAGCAUUGUGAGAACGUGUGUGAGAAGCUUCGCCAUCCUGACAGAGAGCCGUGCUACCAAGCCAUGGCGGGCACCCCCUUCUUCACCCAGACGGCCUUUGACAUGCUGCAGAACCACAGCAGAAUAACUGCGGCGGUGGAGAAAGUGGAGCUGCUGUGGAAACAGGCCUUUUCACAGGCCCACCUGCAGCUUCAGGUGUUCCAGCUGCGCCACCGUGCAAUGCAGAUUAUCCUGCAGAUUGAACCUCUCCAAGAAAAGCUUCAGCUUUACAAAAUGGAGGUUGCAAAGGAUUCUGGCCGAGCAGCAGUGCUGCUGUCUGAGUUUGAAGAAUCGUACUACGCUCCUGCUGAGGCUCUGGUUGGCUGUGCCGAGGAUCUGAUCCACAGGUUGGAGGAGAUUCUACCCGUAAAGUUCCAGAGCAGGGAGAGCUGGGCUCCGGAUCUGGAGAGGCUGAAGGAGAACCUUCAUUCGGACGUGAACUUCAUUCUUCAAACCCUCAGGGCGGUUUCUGAAUACCACCACUAUUACAACAAGACCAACAGGUGGUACAGUCUGGUCCUCAGGGACAGCUUCCUGCCAGAGCUCCUUUCAGGCCUUCAAGGAGAGCCUCUUUCCACUCAGCAACAGAAUGACCAUUUGAAGACGAUCCCUGCAUGGAGACGGAGACUUUCUGCGUUCCUAAAGAAGAAUCCUCCUCCAGACCUGGAGGAGCUGCUCCAUCUGUCCCGUCUGUCCGCUUCCAUCCCAGAUGGUGACGUACAGCAGGCAGGCAGACGCCUGUCUCAGAGGUGCAUGAUCCUGAGGAAGCUGCUGAUAUCCUCUGGGCCAGUGUCUGUGGAUCAGCUCCAGCUCGCCCUCCAGUGGCAGUACGAGGCGUUGCGUUGUAGCCAUGGGAAUCAGAGCCCUGAAAGCAGCAGUGGCUCAGUGUCUGAUGGUAACCUGAGCUUUUCCAAGCAGAACCAAACGAUACCUGAGAACUGGAAUCCUCCCACCAUGGUGGUCCCGCCUGCAGCUGCUGACUGGAAACAGUCUGCCAGCUCUUUGUUCUCUGGGCCUCAUGGUUUGGGGGGGACCCAACUACAGGCUCCAGGAGGAAAGGAAGAGGUGGAGAAAUCCCUAAACCCUGCUGAAAUGAGAACUUCCCCAGAGCAACCCAGCUCUCUGAAGGAGAGCGUCUCCGUUAUUUCAGAUGAAAAGCAUCACAGCAGGGAGUUUGCUUCGAGGCCUGCAGCAAACCUCUCCAGCAUCCAGAUCAUCCCUAAAGUAGAAGCAGAAUCCCUGAAUCUGGAGAUCAAGGUGAAGCGCUCGGCUUCACCUCCCACCAAUCCCUGGCUCAGCCUGCCGGUGGACGAGUUGGAAAACUCCUACACAGUCACCAUCACCCCAAAGCCCACGCCUCAGAAGCAGAGCUUUAAAAUGACUGCUGCUGAGCAGAAACCGCCCCCCAAGAUGGAGGCGCUGAGCUGCACAGAGCCCAGAGAUCCACCGAGCAUAGACUGGGUGCUACAUGCCGACAGUGGAUGGGCUGAUCCUGAACUGAGCCCCAUCCACAACAUUCUGUCCAGCACAAUCACUGAUGGCAGAGAGACGUCCACCUGCGCCACAGACGGCGUUCCUACUCUGCUCUGGGAUUCCUACGACCUCCAUGAGGAGAAGCCAGAAGCAGACAGUAUGACUGAUAUGUCCUCGAUGGACUGGGAACUGAAGGAGCAGGAAAACCUCAGAGAGGUGGAGAGAAUAUUAACCAAGGCUGAUGGGAUCCUGGAGGAGGAGGAGAACGUUUUGGCUCAAGAAGCUGUGCUGGAUGCUCUGCUCAGAGCAGGAGAUGAAAAAGAUCUCUGGCAUCUUUGGCACAGUGAGAAGCAGCUGGAGGAGCCCUCCUUUGAUGCUGGUAGCUCUGAGGACGGCCCCAUGUUCGGAGGAUCCGACCCGCUCAGCGAGGGUGUAUCCUCAGAGUCUACGAGAUACGAGGAAGAGGAUUUCAGCACUGAAGCAGAAACCACUGAAGGCGGGCUGGAGCUGCAGGAAGAGCCGAGGAACGUUCCUGUCCUGGGUCCGCCGAGCAGAGAGGAGAACCUGAACCUCCAGGAUCUGAGGUGGUUCACUUCACAGAAGCCAUCAGCCCCAAACCCAGAGAGGGAAGGUUUCCGCUUGGAGCUGGAGAGGGAAAAAAGAGAAGUGGAGAAGCUUGAGAAGAGUUUGGAGGAAAGCUCUGAGUGGAGGAACGAGACCGGAGCGUCUGGGAGGUUCUCUGAGACAGAGAGCGGAGACGAUGGAGAACCCACCGAGCUGUCAGAGACUGGGAGCAAUGAGUCACUGGGUCCUGUGGUGGAUGAUGAUGAUGAAGAGGAGUCAUUGCAGUGUCAUGGUCGUCAUGUUGGUGGCUCUGGUAGGAAUCUGCUCUUAUGUGACACUAAAGCUUCUAGUAGUGAAUCUCCAGUGGUUCCUCCAGUGGUCGGCUCAGAAAGCCUGUUAACCUCUGAGCUGAUGCUGCAGGAGGGGGGGUUUGAUCCAGGAGGGAGACCCGCUGGGCCAGAACCAGCCUCCCUUCCUGUAGACGGACCUCCUCCAACCCCUGAGGAGGAACUGGAGCCUGUGGCUCUUGGCGUUUUAGUGGAGGGGGUGACUUUGGAUGACGGGAAGAACGUUUGCAACCCAAAUAUAACGGAACACAUUAAUAAUAACAAUAAUAACCUGUCAGUCUGCGGGAACCUUUCUGGAAGGGCUGGCGGUGAGGAGGACUCCUCCACUGGGUCCCUCCUCACAGAUAAGCAGCAAAUGAAGCCAGACCUCCAACCAGAGCUCCAAACGGGUCCCAGUCAGCGCCUGGAGUUCGACCCUGGAGGACCCGAAGAAUUGGUUUCUGACGGGGUUCGGAUCUCGGACCGUGGGGAGCAGAGGACCCAGCUAUGGGCGGAGAGCUUUACAGAGAUCGCUGAUUUCAAGAUCCCCGUCAUCCUGGAUGUAGGAUCUGGUUUGAUGAAGGCAGGAUUUUCAGAUCAAGACCAGCCAAACAUCAAGUUCCCAACAAUAACUGGAGUGCCAAAAUAUGAGGAAAUAAUGAAUGGGACCCUGGAGAGGGAGAUCUACAUCGGCCAUGAUGCUCAACACAUGCGGGGGGUUCUGACUCUGAGGCAUCCCAUACGGAAUGGGAUCAUUUCUAACUGGGAUGAUAUGGAAAAGAUCUGGCACUACACCUUCCAGCAGCUGUGUGUGGAUCCUGAAGACCACCCUGUUCUGCUGACGGAGGCAGCCAUGAACCCGCUGGAGAACCGGCAGCGCAUGGUGGAGAUCAUGUUUGAGCGCUUUGGUGUUCCGUUUGCCUACGUAGCCAUGCAGGCUGUGCUGGCCCUGUACGCAGCAGGGAGAACCACCGGUGUGGUGUUUGACUCUGGAGAAGGAGUGAGUCACAGUGUGCCUGUCUUUGAGGGCUACGGUCUUCCUCACGCUAUCCAGCGCUUCCCUUUGGCUGGCUGCGAUGUUACAGCACAGCUGAAAAAGCUCCUGCAGGAACAGGGCGUCUCCAUGCGAACGACUGCAGAGGAGGAGAUUGUAAGGGAGAUGAAGGAGAGAUGCUGCUGUGUUGCAUUAGACUAUGAAGCCGACAUGAACCCAGAGAGGUCAUCCUGCAGAGAAAUGCUUUACACCUUACCAGAUGGCCAGAUCAUCACCCUCGGCACAGAAAGGUUCAGGGCUCCUGAGAUCCUGUUUAAACCGGAGCUGAUUGGACGGGAUCAUUAUGGAAUGCAUGAGAGCGUCUUCAAGUCCGUCCUCAGGUCAGACAUCGACCUGCGCCGCUCCUUCCUGGCAAACAUCGUUCUUUCAGGUGGGAACACUCUGCUGCCAGGCCUGCCUGAGAGGCUCCAGGCCGAGGUGAAGAACCUGCUGCCACAGGACAUGAGGGCGGCCGUUCACGUCACCAGCCCCAAAGACAGAGACUUCCUGGUGUGGAGCGGAGGGGCGGUUCUGGCCAAUCUGUCCACUUUCAGCUCUGCUUGGAUCAGCCAGGCCGAGUACGACGAGCACGGACCGCAGAUCGUCUUCAGGAAGUGUUUCUAAGCAGCCCUUCCUGAAUACGUUUUAGUGCUGAUGGAAAAUGAUGAACUGCUCUGAGCCUCCAAGCGUUUCUGUGUCCGUUGGCCUCGGGCCAUCAGGGGGAGUUGAAUGGUUUUUGAAUGUUGUCUGUCUUAAAUGUUCAGAAUAUGAGUUAAAUGGGUGAGGAAGAGGAACUGAAGCUGGUCUUUUGUCUGUCUGGUAACUGGGAGGCAGUCCCAGCACAGUUUGUAUAUUAAAACUAUCUUUUAAGCUGAAUGAAUUAUUUUGUGUGUAAGACGGGGUGAAAAUGGCCGACUUUGGUGGGGGAGCUGUACCUCUGGAUGUUUUACAGCUUCCCUGUAAAAUGUGUUGAAAUGUGUGACGGUUUCUGGCAGCUUUCCUGAUGCUCAUCAUGAAGAUGGUAGAUCCUACUGGGAGGCCAGUUGUUAACUGGAGAAACAGACGGUUACUGCUGGUUUUUACUGGUUCAGAUGUCUGAGUGCAGUCAUUUUAUCAUCCGAAGCCAAAGAGUGUGUCUUUUGAGUUAAAUUAUUUUGAUGCUAAAGUUUUUCUUUGUAAUGGAGGGUUGCAUUUCUUUAUACGUCCAUAAAUGUUUGUGUUUUAUUUUGUUGCAUGAGUUGCUGCAUGUUUAAGUGCUUACCGUUUUGUGAAUUGUCUCCAGUUUGGCUUUUGUCUCCAGAGUCCCUUUCUGCAGGGGGGGGUGAGCUGUUUUAGAGGAAAAUGGGAAACUUGUUGACUGUUUCAUGGCUGCACAUACCAUCUCAGAAGUCCUGCAUCAACCUGAACCAAGCUGAGCUUUUAUCACCCCUGUCAUGUCUGUCUUUUUUUUUUUAAUAAAUACUUUAUUGAUA
Messenger RNA from Cyprinodon tularosa, 5812 nucleotides. RefSeq lists its product as uncharacterized. The record is from RefSeq and is a predicted model, not a curated record. Bases 159 to 4964 code for a protein of 1601 amino acids. NCBI's taxonomy places the organism in Eukaryota, Metazoa, Chordata, Actinopteri, Cyprinodontiformes, Cyprinodontidae. The transcript is spliced from 23 exons.